GUCUAACUUGGUAGAUUCUUGGAACAAAACAAUGGUGUUUUUUUUAGGCUUAAUAUUGUUGUUAGGCCCUACAUAAACAGACCAAUUAAGUGAAAGAUUUCUGUUCCCAACUCAAGUUAGUUACAGUACCCCAAUAAAUUUCCAUGGCUUUAUUGUCAAAAAGAGAAUCUAUUAAUGGGAAGUGAUUAUGAUGAUAAUGACAUUAUGACACCCAAGACCCAACCGACAAAUCAAAUUCCCCUGUCAGCACCAUCACUAAAAUACAACACCAACGAACAUGGCGGAGUCAUUAAUCAAUCUGUCCUGGAAAAAUAAUUGAAUCUAUCUGCUCUAAUUUCCCAACGAAAAUAAAGGGUAUUGAUGAUUUAUAUUCUCCAUCUAUCUCUGUUAACUUUGAGGGAUAAUGUCGGUGAACCGAAAAUAUGGGGUGUGGAUUGCUACGGCGGAGGUUUCUUGAUUGGUGGCAUCUGGAAAUGAUAAUUGCGCUGCUGUUCUUGUCCCCGGCGGCGGAGUGUCGGCAUCAUCAUCAGCAGAGGAGAUCGCUAAAGGGAGCUGGGGUCCAACUCGACAUACAGGAUCACCAAGCAGUGAUGAAUAAUGGCAUUCUCAGUGUUUCACUCUCAGUUCCAGAUGGUCUUGUUACAGGGAUAUCGUACCAAGGAAUCAAAAAUUUACUGGAAACAAAAAACCCUGAAAACGAUAGAGGGUAUUGGGAUGCAAUUUGGCACGGCCCAGGAAUCGAUGGAGAAUUGGACAAAUUGCAAGGUACGAGUUUCGAGAUCAUAACAAAUGAUGAAAGUGAAGUAGAGAUUUCAUUUACAAGAACAUGGGAUGCCUCUCAGAAUAAUGUAGCUCCAGUACAUAUUGACAAAAGAUUUAUAAUGCUGCGUGAUACGCCUGGGUUCUACACGUAUGCUAUAUUUCAACGUUUAGAAGGAUUUCCAGGGGUGCGUAUGGAAGAAAGCAGGGUUGUAUUCAAACCUAGACAAGACUUGUUUCAUUACAUGGCUGUCUCGGAUGAUAGACAGAGGUUCAUGCCAAUGCCUGAGGACCGUCUUAGUGGCCAGGUACUUGAUUACCCCGAAGCAGUUCUCUUGACACGCCCAAGCAAUCGAGCUCUCAGAGGAGAGGUGGAUGAUAAGUACUUCUACUCUAGUGAGAACAAAGACAAUAAGGUUCAUGGGUGGGUAUGCACUGAUCCCCCUGUAGGAAUUUGGAUGAUCACUCCGAGCAGUGAGUUUCGUAUCGGUGGACCUUUCAAACAAGAGCUAACAUCCCAUGUUGGUCCUACGAUGCUUUCUACAUUUGUUAGUAGGCAUUAUGCCGGGGAGGAUCUAGAUGUCAAAUUCCAAGAUGGAGAACCGUGGACAAAGGUUCUAGGUCCCGUGUUUGUGUAUCUCAACACCGAUACUGCUGCUGAGAACGAUCCUUCUGUGCUCUGGAAUGACGCAAAGAACAAGAUGAAUCAAGAAGUUGCAAGCUGGCCGUAUGAUUUUGUGCAUUCGAUAGACUACAUGAAAUCAGAUCAAAGAGGAAUUGUUAGGGGUAGAUUAUUUGUUCGUGACUGGUUCGUUGAUGAACGAUCUGUUCCAGCAUCAUAUGCCUAUGUGGGGUUGGCGAUGCCAGGUGCUCCUGGAUCAUGGCAAAGAGAAAACAAGGGGUAUCAAUUCUGGACCCAAGCAGAUAAUGAUGGGAACUUCUUUAUCAAAGGAGUAAGAGCAGGCACUUAUAAUCUGUAUGCGACAGUCCCGGGAAGGAUUGGAGACUACAAAUAUGUAACAGACAUCAGUGUUAUACCAGGUUCCGAUGUAGAACUGGGGGAUUUAGUCUAUAAGCCUCCAAGAAACGGAGCUACUCUUUGGGAAAUAGGUGUGGCAGACCGUACGGCUGCUGAAUUUUAUGUCCCAACUCCUAGCCCCAUGUUCAGAGUUCAUGAUUUUGAAGAUGAAGGGCCAAAUAAGUUUAGAGAAUAUGGCCUGUGGAAACGCUAUACAGAUCUAUAUCCUCUCGGAGAUCUUGUCUACACUGUUGGAACAAGUGAUUACGCUAGAGACUGGUUUUAUGCUCAUGUUACCAGGAGCUUUGAAAAUGGUACAUAUGGAGCAACCACUUGGAGUAUUGUGUUUGACCUUGAAAGCGUGAAUAGAGCUUCAUAUUACACACUCCAAUUGGCACUGGCAUCAGCUCAAGAAGCAGAGCUACAAGUGCGUUUCAAUGACGGAGAAGCGCAACCCCCGCAUUUUACAACGGGGAUCAUAGGCAGCGACAACGCCAUAGCGAGACACGGGAUUCAUGGGUUGUAUUGGCUGUUCAGUGUUAGAAUAGCAGGAACAUGGCUAGUUCAAGGAAGGAACAUAAUCUUUCUUACACAGGCAGGAGCCACCAGCCCUUGGAGAGGUGUCAUGUAUGACUAUAUUAGGUUAGAAGGCCCUGAUCAGUAUAGGGAUCCUUCUGAUGCUGCAUUUAAAUGCACUUCUCUCCCCUCUCUUUUUUCUCUCUCCAUUUCUUUGUUUCUUCUUUUAUUUUCUUGGUGAAAAAAUUUCACCCUUUUUUGGCAUUAUACUUACUUAAUUCUUGUAAAGAAAGAGAAAAUGAUAAGUAUAUUCUAAAUGGAAUAUGGCGAUAUGCCCAAAUUUUAUUAGAGGAAUAAAAAUUA
Molecule: messenger RNA, 2656 nt
Organism: Ipomoea nil (Japanese morning glory)
Lineage: Eukaryota; Viridiplantae; Streptophyta; Magnoliopsida; Solanales; Convolvulaceae
Product: probable rhamnogalacturonate lyase B
Exons: 16
Coding region: 423-2534 (703 amino acids)
Biological process (GO): carbohydrate metabolic process
Molecular function (GO): catalytic activity; carbohydrate binding
Source: RefSeq, a predicted model, not a curated record